Molecule: messenger RNA, 393 nt
Organism: Paraglomus occultum
Lineage: Eukaryota; Fungi; Glomeromycota; Glomeromycetes; Paraglomerales; Paraglomeraceae
Source: the annotation of a GenBank genome assembly
AUGGUCAGAAUUUCGGUUUUGAACGAUUGCCUCAAAAAUAUCGUCAAUGCAGAAAAACGUGGCAAGAGGCAAGUGCUUGUAAGACCUUCCUCCAAGGUCGUAACUAGAUUCUUGCUCGUAAUGCAAAAGCACGGUUAUAUUGGUGAAUUUGAAGAAAUUGAUGACCAUCGUUCUGGUAAAAUUGUUAUUCAAUUGACCGGUCGAUUGAAUAAGUGUGGAGCAAUCUCACCACGCUUUGACGUUCAAUUGGAUGAACUCGAGAAACUAGUGAACAAUCUUUUGCCAUCUCGUCAGUUUGGAUAUGUAGUACUAACCACAAGUGCUGGCAUCAUGGACCAUCAAGAGGCAAGAAGGAAACACACGGGUGGAAAGAUUCUCGGUUUCUUCUAUUGA